Culicoides brevitarsis is the source of this 1622-nucleotide messenger RNA. Its product is annotated as protein argonaute-2-like. The record is from RefSeq and is a predicted model, not a curated record. Gene Ontology annotation, molecular function: single-stranded RNA binding; miRNA binding; RNA endonuclease activity. Gene Ontology annotation, biological process: regulatory ncRNA-mediated post-transcriptional gene silencing. The transcript is spliced from 3 exons. NCBI's taxonomy places the organism in Eukaryota, Metazoa, Arthropoda, Insecta, Diptera, Ceratopogonidae. The coding region runs from base 75 to 1526 and encodes 483 amino acids.
CCAACACCUGAGAGUUGCAAGCGUGCAAUGGUCGAUAAGGCUGCUGUAAGUACAAUGGAGCGAAAAUCAAAACAAUGAAUUUGGUCAAGACUAUUAAUUAUCCAAGCGUCUCCACUAUAAAGAACUUCGGGUUUCUUAUUGGAAAAGAUUUUAUUAAAAUUAAAGCACACGUAAUCAAAUCUCCAAUGUUGCAAUACUAUGGAGCUCGAAUACAGAUCACAAAGCCAGGUGAGUGGCGUGUAAAUGAUGAGAAAUUUCUCAUUCCUGGUAAAGCUCCGACAAAAUGGGGAAUUUUGAUUAUGAGCAAAAACGUGAAACAAUAUCAUGUUGAGAAAUUCGGCAAAGGAAUUGUUCAGAUGGCAAAUAAACAUGGACUUGAAUUUAUUGAUUUUGAUCCAUAUUGUGUCUUUAGUUUUAAUAAAAAAGGACAAGAUGAGUUAGAAAAGAAAUUCAAAGAAUUGAAGCACGAUAAAAAAAUGGAAUUGCUCUUUGUCAUUAUUCGCAACAAUAAUGACAAAACGAAUCCAGAAGAAGACCAGUAUAGUGCUGUUAAAAAAGCUGAGUCAAAAUUUAAUUUGUUGACUCAAUGUAUCAAAGAGAAGACAAUCGCCUCUUUAUCUUUAUCUACUCUUUACAAUAUUUUGAUCAAAGAUAACUCGAAACUCGGUGGAACUAAUCAUAAAAUAGUGCCUGAUGAAACAGUUAGUGUGUCAAUUAACAAACGUCCUUUCAUGGUUAUUGGAGCUGAUGUUACUCAUUCCAGCUCUGGUCAGAAGGAAAUACCGUCGGUCGUUGGUGUGGUAGCCUCUUAUGAUCGAAAUGGAUUUCGAUACAAUUGCACAAUGCGUUUGCAGAAAAACCGAAAAACUAACAGAGCUGUUCAAGAAAUAAUUGAGAAUUUCGAUGAAAUGGUGCUUGAGCAUUUGCAUUUCUUUAAGACCAAACACAAUAGAUUGCCUGAGCACAUUUUAUACUAUCGUGACGGCGUCUCAGAAGGACAAUUUGCGCAUGUCAUAGAGAUUGAAGUGUCUGCCAUUAAAAAGGCUUGUGCCAUCUUGGGAAAGCCUAACAUCGAAGUCACUGUCAUGAUUGUCCAGAAACGUCAUCAUACCCGAUUCUUCCCUGAUCCGAAAAAGAAUACAAUGGAUCGCUACAACAAUGUUACUCCCGGUACGGUUGUCGAUUCUGUAAUUGUCGAUCCAGAGAAUUGGCAAUUCUUCAUGGUUCCACACAUAUCGAUGAAAGGCGUUGCUAAACCGACAAAAUAUUCCGUUGUUUACAACGAUGUCAAAAAUUUGACAAAUGCCGAACUACAGGUUUUCACUUUUCAUUUAUGUCACUUAUUCACGCGAUGCAACCGUGCAGUGAGCUAUGUUGCUCCCACUUAUUAUGCUCAUUUGGUGGCCGCUCGUGGUCGAGCUCUCAUUCAUGGUGAAGACAUCGAUAUGAAAAAUUUGGAGAAGGAAAACGAGAAAAUGAAAAUUAAUCCUGACUUUGCCAACGAUCAUCCUAUGUUUUUUGUCUAAAAUUGAGGAUUAAUCCGAUAAAAUUAUCGAUCGACAACUUACUAUUUUUUGUUCUUAUUCGCUUUAUGCUAAUUAUGUUAUUCUAGAAAAAAUAUC